Molecule: messenger RNA, 2873 nt
Organism: Pangasianodon hypophthalmus (striped catfish)
Lineage: Eukaryota; Metazoa; Chordata; Actinopteri; Siluriformes; Pangasiidae
Gene: plcd1b
Product: phospholipase C, delta 1b
Exons: 15
Coding region: 285-2549 (754 amino acids)
Biological process (GO): lipid metabolic process; phosphatidylinositol-mediated signaling
Molecular function (GO): calcium ion binding; phosphatidylinositol-4,5-bisphosphate phospholipase C activity
Source: RefSeq, a predicted model, not a curated record
GAGCACCCUUGCAACACAGACCGGGGACUCCAGAGGGCGGCGCGGGUUUUCAGCAGGUUUAAACACAGCUCUGUGGACAAGGUCGAGCUUUGUAGAACUUGUCAACUUCCCGGAGCACAAAGUCAUAUAACUUUGGCUUCUUUGUCUUAUAAAUUUUUUAGCAAAAACCGAAUUCUGCUGCGUUUUCUGAGGAGAGAGAAUUAGCGCGUUAGCUGCUCUGAGGUAACUGCUGACGCCUUCAUCAGCCUCCUUCUUCUUGUUUUUCCGUCAGUAUUUCUGACAGCAUGGGCUCCAACGGCACAGCAACACCACAAGGCAUGGAUGGAGAUCCGGAUUUGAAUUUUCUUCUGAACGGUGCAGAGCUCGUGAAGGUUCGCUCGGGCUCGUGGAGGAAGGUGCGAUUCUACAAGCUGCAGGAGGACUGCAAGACCGUGUGGCACGAGUCCAAAAAAACCCUGCGGCCAAAGCACACCUUUUCCAUUGAGGAUGUAGAGUGUGUGCGCUCUGGCCGGCACACGGAGGGUCUCAGGAAGUACACAGACGAGGCGUUGGAAUCUCGGGCAUUCUCCAUCCUGUUCAAGGGCCGCCACAAAAACCUAGACCUGAUCGCCACCACCGAGGAGGAGGCCAAGCACUGGGUGUCAGGCCUGGAGAAGAUCAUCUCCAACAUGAGCAAGCUCAGCCAACAACAGAGGACUGAACACUGGAUCUUCAACUGUUUGCGUAAGGCUGACAUAAACUGUGACAAGAAGAUGAGUCCAGAAGAAGUGAAGCGCUUCCUGCAGGACAUCAACAUAGAAGUGGACAAUGAAUACGUCAAGUUGCUAUUUGAAAAAUGUGAUCAGUCCAAAUCUGGCUUACUGGAGGGAAAAGAAAUUAAGCACUUCUAUGAGAUCCUGACUGACAGGGAAGAGAUCGGCGUAAUCUACGGAACGUAUGCGAAAACUGAGGGACUAAUGAGUGCUGCCAACCUGCUGAACUUCCUGACAAAGGAGCAGAGGGAGAAGGUGGACCUGACUCACGCCACACAGCUCAUCGAGAAAUAUGAAGUAGAUGAAACGGCCAAAGCAAAGCAGCUGAUGACGAAAGACGGCUUUCUGAUGUUCCUGCACCAGCCCGAAGUGCUGAUCAUGAGCCCGGCCCAUAAGAGUGUGUACCAGGACAUGAGCCAGCCAUUAAACCACUACUUUAUCUCCUCCUCUCACAACACGUACCUUCUGAAAGACCAGCUUAAAGGCCCAAGCAGCACUGAGGGCUACAUACGAGCGCUAAUGAAGGGCUGUCGCUGCGUGGAGCUGGACGUCUGGGACGGCUCAGACGGGGAGCCGAUUAUCUACCAUGGCUACACGUUGACCUCCAAGAUCCUCUUUAAGGAUGCCAUCCAAGAAAUUAAGGAGUAUGCCUUUAAGACGUCAGAGUACCCAGUGAUCCUGUCCCUGGAGAACCACUGCAGUGUAGACCAGCAGAUCCUGAUGGCCAAGCACAUGCACUCCAUCCUGGGUAGUGCUCUGAUCACCAAACCCCUGGGAGAACACAUGCCCACAGCGUUGCCCUCUCCAGAGGAGCUGAAGGGUCGGUUUCUGAUCAAAGGCAAAUGCCUGAAUAAACUGGAGGAUUACUUCUCAGACCAGGCGGCUACAAAAGAAGACGAGUCUGUGACAGAAGAAGAAGAUGCCCGUGAUGAUGAUGAUGAGGAUCAUUCUGAAAACAAUAAGAAGUCAAAGACACUGAAGCUAGCUAAAGAGCUCUCGGACCUCGCAAUCUACUGCAAAAGUGUCAAGUUCCAAGGAUUUGGGCACGCGCGGACUCAUCAGUCCUUUUACGAGAUGUCCUCUUUUAAAGAAUGGGAUGCACUGAAUUUUGCAGAGAAGUCAGCAAAUGAAUUCAUUCGUCAUAAUGUGGACAAACUGAGUAGAAUUUACCCCUCUGGAGCAGUAAGGACAAAUUCCUCCAACUUCAACCCCGUGCCCAUGUGGAACUCCGGCUGCCAAAUUGUGGCCCUCAACUUUCAGACGCCGUGCGCAGAGAUGGAUCUGAACCAGGGCCUGUUUAGCCAAAAUGGACAGAGCGGCUACAUCCUGAAGCCGACCUACCUCCGAGAAAAAGAGUCUGAGUUUGACCCCAUCACGCUCAUCCGAGGACCAUGGCUCAAGCACAUCGAGUUCCAUGUGAUGGUGAUCUCAGCACAGCAGUUACCCAAAAUGAGCGAGAAGUCGCUAUCCAUCGUAGAUCCCCUGGUGCGAGUGGAGAUCCACGGCGUGCCUGCGGACACGUCCAAAAGAGAGACGCAGCACAUUCAGAACAACGGUUUCAACCCCAUGUGGAACGAGAAUUUCCAGUUUGACCUAUACGUGCCUGAACUUGCGCUGGUGCGCUUCGUUGUGGAGGAUUAUGAUAGCGUGUCCAGCAACGACUUCAUCGGCCAGUGCACAGUGCCGUUCACCAGCCUACAGACCGGAUAUCGUCAUGUGCCGCUGUACAACCAGAAUGGAGACCUCCUCUCCUCAGCUCAACUUUUUGUUCACCUCAUGGCUGUGGACGCAGAAUAAGUCUAAAGACCAUUAUUCCAGCGCUUCCCAUCCAGUCUAAAAACCUCAGCCUGGCUGAGGAGGAAAGAGCUGAACACAAGACUCAGGUUGGAGCUGGACCAGAACAGAACAAAAACUGAGCAAUAAUUUAACCAGUGAGACACUAUAAGGCUUUAAAUCUACUCAUAACAUCCACCACGGUCAACACUAAGCAACUAAACAUGUAGCUGUAGUACAAUAACCUGACGAGUUAAUAAACUAGAUUAAUAUUUUCUUAUAGAUGUUUUUAGAUGUUUUUAAAGAGUGCUACUUGGCUUCUAAUACAUUCCACUAUUUAAGAUUUUA